UGAUGAAUACUUCCAUCAAUAAGAAAUUAAUGUGAAUAAAAUAAUGAGAAAGGGAUUGUAUGUUGAUGCUUCAGUUAUUGCUAAAAAGAUUUGAUCAAAGGAGAUGAUAUAAGGGAAGAAAAUUUAUCGUUGACUUGGGCAACAUUGUAUUGAAUAAUAUGGAUGUACUUGUCUAUCAUGCUGUCCUCAAAAUAUGAGGAAAGAAGAAGGAAGAUUGCUUUCUUCCUCAUAGUACAUCUUAUUAGCUUUGAGUUUAUGAUGGAUGACAAGUGCUCUAAGAUACUUGCACUGAUAUUGGUGGUGACUCUCAUCUCCUUGAUUACUGUAUCUGCUCUGUAUCUUGGACCUACCUGGCAAUUCUUUUGUGUAUUUGGUGUUUGUCUUACAGUUAAUUUUGCUAUCUUCAUAUGGCUUAUCAGACGCCGGUCCAAGGGAACUGUUCUUAUUUUGCCUCAGAAACAUGUGAUGACCCGGGAACUUUCCGUCCCCUGUAGCUUCCUCAGAAAAGUGGCAGGUGUUCCUACGAAGUUCCGUCAAAAAGAGCUUGAGCUGGCUACAGAUAACUUCAACGCACUGAUUGGCCGAGGGGCAUCUGGGAGUGUUUUUAAGGGAAUCCUAGGAGAUGGUACUUGUGUUGCUGUGAAGCGGAUAGAAAGUCAGGAACGUGGGGAGAAGGAAUUUCUUUCAGAAGUUGCAGCGAUUGGAAGUGUACAGCACAUUAACUUGGUAAGAUUGUAUGGUUAUUGCAUUGUUCCUGGGGGACCGCGGUUUCUUGUUUAUGAGUUUGUUCAAAAUGGAUCCUUGGAUGGUUGGAUAUUCCCUAGAAGGGACAAAAGAAAUCGACCAGCAGGUUGUCUUCCUUGGCAUUUGAGGUAUGGUGUUGCCAUUGAUGUGGCUAAGGCUCUCUCUUACUUGCACCAUGAUUGCCGGUCAAGAAUCUUGCACCUUGAUGUAAAGCCCGAGAAUAUACUGCUCGAUGACAAUUAUCGAGCAGUCGUGUCAGAUUUUGGGCUGGCAAAAUUGAUGGGAAGAGGUGAGAGCAGUAUCUUUACUAAUAUCCGGGGGACUAAGGGGUACUUGGCACCCGAGUGGCUUUUAGAAAAUGGCAUUUCUGCAAAAUCCGAUGUUUAUAGUUAUGGAAUGGUGCUUCUUGAGAUGAUUGGAGGGAGGAGAAGCGUGCGUGUUCUUGAUGAUAGCAAAGAUAGGUCCGUUAGGAAGUACGAGUAUUUUCCAAAAACCGUAGUGGAAAAAUCAAAACAAGGGAAAUUUAUGUCAUUAGUUGAUCAAAGACUAUUGGAAGGAAGGCAUAUUGAUGAGAGACAGGUAAGGACAUUGGUGUAUACCGCGUUAUGGUGCAUUCAAGAGAAGGUCAGGCGUAGGCCUACCAUGGCUCAGGUGGUUGAUAUGCUUGAAGGAAAUAUGCGAGUGGACGAGCCCCCAGAAACUGAAAUGAUUAUUGUUGAUCUGUUAUCCAUUGACAAAGAUAAAGUUGGUCCUGGCAUGUGCAGGCUAAAGGCUACUGGAGUAGUACUAUCAGAUUGCAAUACAGCUGCUAGCACAUCAACAUUUGAGCCUGGUACACUUGUGUCAGGCCGAUAAUUCAUGUGCCUGGUGCAGAACACCUAUGCAGCUUAAAAAGGUAAUGUUGCUGAGAUGAUAAUGUGUUUGUCACGAUGGCGUUACUAUGCUCGAGCUAGCCCGAAGAAAUCCGGGGUGAAUCUCAAAUUUUCGACCCCGUGGAGCCUUUUUUCUUUAUACUUGUUUCUUUGAUACAUCAAUCACAAUACUGCUUACCUGUGUUGGUUGAUACUAGUUCAAUGUUUUGUGUUUUGCUCUGUAAAAUUAGAUUUUUACUUUUUUUUUAGUAGUGGUGUAAGUCGUGUAAUACUGGAUGAAAAGUUUGAAGUAACCUGAUGUAAUGAUUAAUUAGA
This is a messenger RNA of Chenopodium quinoa (quinoa), 1931 nucleotides long. Its product is annotated as probable receptor-like protein kinase At5g20050. Lineage: Eukaryota; Viridiplantae; Streptophyta; Magnoliopsida; Caryophyllales; Amaranthaceae. Gene Ontology annotation, biological process: protein phosphorylation. The record is from RefSeq and is a predicted model, not a curated record. The transcript is spliced from 2 exons. Gene Ontology annotation, molecular function: protein kinase activity; ATP binding. Bases 163 to 1599 code for a protein of 478 amino acids.